AUAAGAGAUCCACACACACCCAUCUAGAUUAUAUUUCCGUGCUCCAGAAACAGCUUCUUGAAAGCAUCCACACUCUACUUGGAGGCCAGCAUCGGCUGCAGUUCGCGGCAGUCACAGUGCUCGAGGCAAAUUUAGACAGCCGAGCAGUCGCAGUCGCAGUCGCAGUAUACUCGUAGUAGUACCAUUGGUGCAUUAUAGAGAUCUCGACUUCGAGACUCAUCACCCUCAUAUUUUUCGAAAAUUAAAAUGGUAGUCGGUUGUAUUGUUCGUAAUACCUUACCUCCUCUUCUCAGAAGAAGAAGUAUCGCUGCCGCUGGUAUAAGCGGCCUGGUUUAUUUUGGUUUCCCACUUCUUCUCUCCGUCUCAUUACCUUCUUCUUCUUCCUCUGUAAUAAAAUCUACAGCAGCAGGAAUAUCAUCAUCUUCAUCGUUGUCAUCACCACCAGUCACCAUGAGAGCAGCUCCGGUAGCAAAGAAGGUUAAACAUGAAAUGGAAAUGUUUGGAGAUGUUAGAAUCGACAAUUAUUACUGGCUUCGUGAUGAUUCUCGUUCUAAUCCUGAGGUUAUUUCUUACCUCAAUGAAGAAAAUUCAUAUGUUGAUUCCGUCAUGGAAGGGACAAAAUACAUGGAAGAUAAGCUAUUUGCUGAGAUAAGAGGGAGGAUUAAGGAAGAUGAUAUAACUGCUCCUAUCCGCAAAGGACCUUAUUACUACUAUGAGAGGACAUUGGAGGGGAAGGAGUAUGUUCAGUAUUGUAGACGUCUUAUAGGCGAUAAUGGAGAACGAGCUGCUACUGUGCAUGAUACAAUGCCGAUGGGACCAAACGAUCCUCAAGAGCAUGUUAUCCUGGAUGAAAAUGUCAAGGCCAAGGAACAUGAUUACUAUAGGAUUGGAGCUUUCAGAGUUAGUCCGAAUAAUAAGUUGGUGGCGUAUGCAGAAGACACUGUAGGAAAUGAGAUUUAUACUGUUUAUGUCAUUGACGCAGAGUCUCAAGCUCUAGUUGGGAAGCCCUUGGUAGGUGUCACAUCAUACCUUGAAUGGGCUGGUGAUGAGGCGCUAGCUUAUGUUACAAUGGACGAGACCCUUCGCCCAGACAAGGUUUGGCUGCAUAAGCUGGGCUCUGACCAAUCUAGUGAUACUUGUCUUUAUCAUGAAAAGGAUGAUAUGUUCUCUAUUGAUCUUCAACUUUCUGAGAGCAAGAAAUUUUUGUUUGUUGCAUCCGAAAGUAAAACUACACGGUUUGUCUUUUACUUUGACGUUUCUAAGCAAGAAGAUGCACUUGUUGUUUUGACACCUCGUUUGAAUGGCAUUGACACGUCAGUCAGCCAUCGUGGAAGUCAUUUCUUCAUUAAGAGAAGAAGCGAUGAGAUUUACAAUUCAGAGUUACUUGUGUGCCCAAUAGAUAAUACAUCUGCGACAACAUUGAUACUUCCUCACAGGGAAAGUGUGAAGAUUCAAGACAUUCAACUUUUUGUCGACAAUCUUGUUGUAUUUGAGCGUGAAAAUGGUUUGCCUAAAGUGACUGUUUAUGGACUUCCGGCCAAAGACCAACCAAUUGAAUCUCUAUCUGGAGGUCGAGCUGUGGAUUUUAUAGAUCCUGUCUACUCUGUGGAUCCUUCUGAGGCAGAAUUUACUUCAAGCAUUUUAAGAUUUUCAUACAGUUCACUGAAGACACCAGAAUCUGUAUAUGAUUAUGAUAUGAACACUGGCGUAUCUGUGUUGAAGAAAAUUGAUACUGUUUUAGGAGGUUUUGACUCAUCAAAUUAUGCCACGGAAAGAAAAUGGGCAACUGCUUCAGAUGACACUCAAGUUCCUAUGUCAAUCGUUUAUAAUAAGAAUCUUGUAAAGCUUGAUGGGACUGAUCCUUUACUCCUAUAUGGCUAUGGCUCAUAUGAGGUGUGCAUAGAUCCAUAUUUCAAGGCAUCAAGGCUGUCUUUGUUAGACAGAGGGUUCAUUUAUGUAAUAGCUCAUAUUCGUGGAGGAGGUGAAAUGGGAAGGCAGUGGUAUGAAAAUGGAAAAUUCCUAAAGAAGAUGAACACCUUUACAGAUUUUAUUGCUUGUGCCGAGUAUCUAAUAGAGAACAAGUACUGCGCCCAAGAAAAGUUGUGCAUCAAUGGAAGGAGUGCUGGAGGUUUGCUUAUGGGUGCUGUUCUCAAUAUGCGUCCUGAUUUGUUCAAGGCAGCGGUAGCUGGAGUUCCAUUUGUAGAUGUUGUGACGACAAUGCUAGAUGCAACUAUUCCUCUUACAACUUCAGAAUAUGAGGAAUGGGGUGAUCCUCGUAAAGAAGAAUUUUAUCACUACAUGAAAUCCUAUUCUCCUGUGGAUAAUAUCAAGGCACAAAAUUACCCAAACAUUCUCAUUACUGCCGGUCUACAUGAUACCAGAGUUUUGUAUUCUGAACCAGCCAAGUUUGUGGCUAAGUUAAGGGAAAUGAAAACGGAUCUUAACACACUGCUUUUCAAGUGUGAAUUCGGUGCUGGACACUCCUCAAAAUCGGGAAGGUUUGAGAAGCUCCAAGAAGACGCUUUUAUCUUUACUUUCAUACUCAAGGCAUUAGACAUGAUUCCUCCUGCACCAAAGCUCUAGAAACGAAAAAUUAUGGUACCUAGCAUAGUAGCAAGCAGUAGAAAACAGUAAUAGCACAUUUAAAAAGUUAAUCCUCUGGAGUUGACAUACCAAUUAAGGUAUACCCAGAAUCAUCUUAUUUUACUAAUCCUUCUCAGUGGUAUAUGGAUGGCAUUUGACAAUUUAUGGAUUUAUGGUUAAAUUGUUAACCAUUAUGAAUAAUGUAGUGGUGGAUUACCAUUUACCACAACCACCUCUUAAGUUCAAUAGUAGUAAACGAGCGAUAUUUACAUGCAGUUGUGGAGUGCAUCCAUCUCUAUGACAUGACAAUUCUAAUAAUGAUCUGUAGCUUCCUCUCCA
This is a messenger RNA of Papaver somniferum (opium poppy), 2922 nucleotides long. RefSeq names its product protease 2-like. Gene Ontology annotation, molecular function: serine-type endopeptidase activity. Gene Ontology annotation, biological process: proteolysis. NCBI's taxonomy places the organism in Eukaryota, Viridiplantae, Streptophyta, Magnoliopsida, Ranunculales, Papaveraceae. The record is from RefSeq and is a predicted model, not a curated record. The transcript has 11 exons. Gene Ontology annotation, cellular component: cytosol. The coding region runs from base 247 to 2583 and encodes 778 amino acids.